This is a messenger RNA of Apus apus (common swift), 4463 nucleotides long. It is a transcript of the gene CTBP2, whose product is annotated as C-terminal binding protein 2. Lineage: Eukaryota; Metazoa; Chordata; Aves; Apodiformes; Apodidae. The transcript has 9 exons. Gene Ontology annotation, molecular function: NAD binding; oxidoreductase activity, acting on the CH-OH group of donors, NAD or NADP as acceptor; transcription corepressor activity. The coding region runs from base 56 to 3034 and encodes 992 amino acids. The record is from RefSeq and is a predicted model, not a curated record.
AGAAGGAAGGUGCCUCCUCUUCUCUGUUUCGACGGGACCAAGCGGCCCUGUGGCGAUGCCCAUCCCCAGCAAGCACCCCAACAUCGGCCGCUCGCAGAGCUGGGAUGCUGCCGGCUGGUAUGAGGGCAACUGGGAGAGUGAGAACGCCUUCGAGUACCAAAGGCCACCGGGCCGGAGGAGCUCCCUGACCUACGGCGGUGAGGGCGGCUGGUAUGAGCCUCCGCGAGCCAACGAUAUCAUCUUGCAGGGCGGUGCGGAGCUGAAGCAAGAGGCGUACCCGUACCAGGAUGCUGCCUUUGCCCCAGGGCCCAUCAGGAAGGGCUCCAUCCCUGACUUCGCCUACUGCGACCGGCAGGCGGCCAUGGCAGGCCGGGGUUCCCUCCUGCCCCAGGAUUACUACAGUGACCCGUCCCUGGCGGCUAGGUCACCCAAGGACCCUCGCUGCUACCGUGACCACGUGGUGAGCAGGCCACCAGUGAGCUACGGGGCACCUGGCAGCCGGUUGUCCUGGGACCAGGCCCCAGGCCGCCCGCCUGCCCCGCCGGAGGCUGCCCGCCUCUACCGGGACCCCAAGAUGGCCCUGGACGGGCAGCGGAUGCGCGGCAGAGAAGUCUCCCCGGCACGGUACGGCACGGAGCCCCCCGGCACGCGGUACGCAGCCGAGCCGCCCGCUUUCCCUGGCAGGCAGGGCUACGGCGACGGGGCAGAGCGGCCCCUCGAAGCGGCGGCGGUGGGCAGGCAGGCAGCCCCCACCUGCCUGGUGGUGGACCCCAGCAGCAGCGCCGGCGGCGGAUACGGGCCAGGCAGAGACAGUGCUGGCACCAAGGGCCCCUACGACAGCUAUGAUGCAGCGGUGGUGACCCCUUCCCACCCACCAGUGCCUCCCACCUUCCCUGGACCAGAGGUGAAGAGGAGCUUUGACCCUGAGUUUGUGGCACUGCUGAGAGCGGAGGGCGUCUCGGAGAGCACCUUUGCCGCCUUGCUGCAGCAAGGCUUUGACUCCCCCAACCUGCUGGCCAUGAUGGAGGAGAACGACAUCAAAUCGGUGGCUCCCAACCUGGGGCAGGCCCGCGUGCUCUCCCGCAUCGCCCACAACUACAGGGCAGAAAUGCAGCUGCAGAGGCAGGAGCGGAGGAGCGGGGCGCUGCGCCCCAGGACCCGCUCCAACAGCUUCAGCCACCGCAGUGAGUUGCCGAGUGACUACGGGGCACCCCUGGGCUUGGGGCCCACCGUGGAUGGCUCUGCUGCCCCGCACCCUCCACCUCCACUGCAGCCCGUCUCCCCGAGAGGGGUGGAGAUCCAUCGCCGGCCAUCCAGCGCCCCGACCCAGCACCUGCUGGAGACCACCACCUACCCUGUCUCUGCGGGGGCUCCUCCGGUGCCACCCUUCCUCCCUGGUUCUGGAUACAACACCCCCCUGCCUUGCACCACGCACUCGCGUCCAGCCUCCGUGUACUCUGCUCCAGCCGGCACUCCCAUGACCCCGGCCAACCCACACGCCAGCCCCAAAACAGCCUACCCCACCACCUACACUGUGCCCAUGGAGCUGAUGAAGAGGGAGAGGACAGCAGCAGCAUCACCGGCGCCCAGCCCACACGGCAGCCCACAGCUCCUCCGCCGGCCGGGGCCUCCGGGGGACAGCAGCCUGGCACCCGCCGGACCCGCUUUCCCUGCCCAGCUCUCCCCCUACGCGAAGCUCAGCAGGCGCACGGGGCCCCCCGUCAUCGUCUCCACCAUGGCAUCGCCCGAACCAAGUAUUCGCCCUCAAAUCAUGAAUGGCCCCAUGCACCCCCGGCCCCUGGUGGCACUGCUGGACGGGAGGGACUGCACGGUGGAGAUGCCCAUUUUGAAGGACCUGGCCACGGUUGCAUUCUGUGACGCACAAUCAACUCAGGAGAUUCACGAGAAGGUAUUAAAUGAAGCUGUGGGGGCGAUGAUGUACCACACCAUCACACUGACUCGAGAAGAUCUAGAGAAGUUCAAGGCCUUACGGGUCAUUGUUCGGAUAGGCAGCGGCUACGACAACAUCGACAUCAAAGCUGCAGGGGAGCUUGGGAUCGCCGUCUGCAACAUCCCCUCGGCGGCCGUGGAGGAGACGGCCGACUCCACCGUCUGCCACGUCCUCAACCUCUACCGGCGGAACACGUGGCUCUACCAGGCGCUGCGGGAAGGCACGAGGGUGCAGAGCGUGGAGCAGAUCCGGGAGGUGGCCUCGGGAGCUGCCCGCAUCCGUGGCGAGACGCUGGGGCUCAUCGGCUUUGGUCGCACGGCGCAGGCGGUCGCUGUCCGAGCCAAGGCGUUUGGCUUCAACGUGAUAUUUUACGACCCGUACCUGCAGGAUGGGAUUGAGAGGUCCCUGGGAGUCCAGCGGGUCUACACGCUCCAGGACCUGCUCUAUCAGAGCGACUGUGUCUCCUUGCACUGUAACCUGAACGAGCAUAACCACCACCUAAUCAACGACUUCACGAUCAAGCAGAUGAGGCAGGGAGCGUUCCUGGUGAACACGGCGCGCGGGGGCCUGGUGGACGAGAAGGCCUUAACCCAAGCCCUGAAGGAGGGACGGAUACGAGGGGCUGCGCUCGACGUGCACGAGUCCGAACCCUUUAGUUUUGCUCAAGGCCCGUUGAAAGAUGCCCCAAAUUUGAUCUGUACUCCGCACACGGCUUGGUACAGCGAGCAGGCCUCACUGGAGAUGAGAGAAGCUGCUGCUACUGAAAUCCGGCGUGCCAUCACAGGGCGCAUCCCAGAAAGCCUAAGAAACUGCGUGAAUAAGGAAUUCUUUGUCACAACAGCUCCGUGGUCAGUAAUAGACCAGCAAGCGAUUCAUCCAGAGCUCAAUGGUGCCACGUACAGGUAUCCACCUGGGAUGGUCAGUGUGGCGCCAGGAGGAAUACCAGCAGCUAUGGAGGGCAUCAUUCCUGGAGGCAUCCCUGUCACUCACAACCUUCCCACAGUGGCCCAUCCUUCCCAAGCUCCAUCUCCUAACCAGCCCACAAAACACGGGGACAACAGGGAACAUCCCAACGAGCAAUAGCAGAUAAUUUAAAAACCAUUCAAUAAACUUGGGACCAAGAGACAUUGGAAGAGAAGUUAUACAUGAACUUAAAAAAAAAAGGAAUUUGAUACUAAAUUUGUAAUGUUGAUUUUUGGACAGACGCAUCAUUGAUGUUCCAGUGUUACCAACCACGCGAGAGCAGUCAAGACUGGGGAGAAGCCCUGAGGAAGGCACCUGCUUCCUGAAGUGCUGGAAAAAAAAAAAAAGAAAAAAAAAAGAAACUAGGAUGUGAUACAUUAAUGAUCAACUUCUGUUCUUGUGUGUUAAGUUUCCUUCAUCUGUGCAUCAAUCACAUGAAUAGUUUUUCCCUCAGUUCCUUGGGAAGGACAGGGCUUCCGCACCUGUUUUCAAACCACUGCAUCCAGCAAUCCUUACAGAGCUAACACAGAAAUGUAAGAGGAAACCAUUAUGUGGCUUCAGCCCUUUCCUUACUCUUGUAUCUGGUUACCUCUUCUAAGGGGAGCCACCAGUACUGGCUUAGAAGUGGAAACAAAACAAAAAUGUAAUAAUAAUCCUUUUUUGCAGUCUCACAGGGCCACAGAAGUUCUCCUGCCAGGUUUAAAGUGCAGCCAUUCCAGCUGGGAUCUGUGGGAUGGGGAGAGCAGAAAGGGCUCCUGGCAACAGCCUCUGUCCUCCCCAGCUUAAAAAAAACAAACAAAACCAAACAACAAACCACCACCAAUCUGCCAGGCUCUUCUCUGCCCAACACACUGAAUAAAGUAGCUGUGCAUUCACCUACGCCCUGCAAUGAUGCAAGAAAAAAAAAAUAAAAAAAAGGAAAAAAAAAAAGACCAAAAAAAAAAGAAGAAAGUAUUAAGUUUCACACACUAUUUGUACUCAAAUAUAUUUUCUCAGUUUUAAAUCUGCAGCUAUUUUAUCAAGUGGAAAAAAAGUCUUGAGCUGGAAAGGGUUCAAGAAUAAUGUUGCAUUUCCUUAUGUCUCAGGAAACACUUUUUAUGGUAACUUGUCAGACUGUCUAUGAACAAAACCCACUUUUUUAGACAUUGAUAAAAAGUCUUCUUCACAUGAUAUUUUAUACAAGAACACUUCAAAAAAUGUGUUAUUAGAUGUGACUGAUUUUAACAAAUCCUAUUAGAUUUGUAUCAACUAGUUACAUGUUAUAUUCAUAGUCUUUUGUGAAUCAUCGCCUUUUGUUUUUAAAAAGAUGGCCUAUUUUGAGCCUUUGUAUGGGUACAUUCCUGUUUCUGUGACAAGAAAAAAAAAAAAAGGAAAGAAAUCUUAAGCUGUCCCAAACAGAAAAAAAAAAGAGAAACAAAACCAAUGGCUAUCAGCAGUAUGUUUUGUUUUAGUGUGUUACCGUUAUUGUGUUUGUUUAUUGUAAAGGUGGACAUUUAGCGUUCAGUGCAGUUUUCAAUAAAAAGUGAUAAAAUUUCUGUAAUUUCUGAAA